GAAGUAGCAUCACAGCCCCUCCAGACGGAACCCUUGUCAACAGCCACCUCGACAAUUCCUCACGACUUCCUCAACCCAUUGAACCAGAGCUCCCCUAUAACAGCUCGCCUGGUGGGCGCAUAAGUCAUAAUGCCUGCCUACAACUCCAUCUUCAACGCCGACCCUAACGUCCCGCGCCUGAUCGGCAACUUUCCCCUCCUCCCCCUGCGCACCAAGACCCGUGGGCCCGCCUACACCCUUCCCCUGCCAAACCCGCCGCUACCGCCUAACGAGUCUCCCGACCCGGAGUCCGAGAGCUACGAUGUCCUGGACGAGGUCCUGUCGCUGUUCAGGGCCAACACCUUCUUCCGCAACUUCGAGAUUCAGGGCAACGCCGACAGGCUGCUCAUCUAUGGCAUCCUCUUCGUGUCGGAAUGCCUGACCAAGAUCAAGCCGAGCGCCGACGUGCGGACGGCCGGCAAGGAUGUCAUGAACCUGGCGCUGGAUACCAAUUUCGCUGUUCCCGGCGACCCUGCUUUCCCUCUCAAUCAGAUGUACGAGCCACCCCGCGACAGACAGGAUGCUGAGCAGCUGCGCCAGUACAUGUCCCAGGUGCGCCAGGAGCUGGCUACGAGGUUACUGGCGAGGGUGUAUGCGGACGGUGACGAGAAGCCCAGCAAGUGGUGGCUAAGCUUCACGAAGAGGAAGUUCAUGGGGAAGGCACUAUAAGCGGAAAACGCUGUGAGGGACAAAACAUUUUCGGAUCCCUCUAGGCUUCACAAGAGCGUGCGCCGUUAAUAUAGACUUCCACACGGCCCCACGAAGUGUAGUCCUGAAGCGUCUUAGCCAGCCGAAGGGUAGUCUUGGGGCACUUUAGAAUGAAGAGAGAACAGGACUUUCGGAAUAUUGUGGCUCGCACGGUCUGGGCAGAGAUCACGUCAACCCAACCCGGCCCAGUUGCAUGCCUCGGGUAGAUUGGACGGCUAUGUUAUUGGGAAUAAAACUCAAAUGAGUGUUGGCAG
Cryphonectria parasitica EP155 is the source of this 1001-nucleotide messenger RNA. RefSeq names its product ARP2/3 complex, 21 kDa p21-Arc subunit. NCBI's taxonomy places the organism in Eukaryota, Fungi, Ascomycota, Sordariomycetes, Diaporthales, Cryphonectriaceae. The transcript has 3 exons. Bases 130 to 708 code for a protein of 192 amino acids. The record is from RefSeq and is a predicted model, not a curated record. Gene Ontology annotation, molecular function: actin filament binding. Gene Ontology annotation, cellular component: cytoskeleton; Arp2/3 protein complex. Gene Ontology annotation, biological process: Arp2/3 complex-mediated actin nucleation; regulation of actin filament polymerization.